AAAAGAGCCAGAAUCAGAAAAGAUGAGAUGCAGUAAGAAUCUGCUCAUCAAAUACUUCGUCGAGGAAGCUGCAUCAUGAAUGGAAUGACGUUCUUUCCAUUUUGACGAAAAGGAAAAUAUGAAAUUCCGGUAGUUAAGCUGGGUCAGAACAAACGGCAUCAUGCCUGAUGGCUUGUUGUAAUCAAUAUCAGAUUACUUGAACAAGCAGAAGCAACAAGGAAGGACCAAGAACGGAGAAAAGCGAUCUGCCCUGCCUGCUAGGCAGCAAGUUACGUCUGGACCCAGCAGCUUCUAAGCAAGCCUGCGGAGACACGACGACACACAUAAAGCAGCUGAUACUGCACCGCGCUCGUCCGUCUGUUUUUGCGAGAAACGAAAAAAACCGCUUUUGCAGGAGGAAAACCCACUGCUAGCGUGAACAAGAAGAUGAUGCUGCGGAGGACACCAGUCUGCUUCAAGGCAGCCGCACUGCUCCUCGAGUUGUCAUGUUCCGUAUUUAUCCCGUUCUUGCUAACGAGCGUGUCCGCCCAGGAUGAGGCGGCGGACCUUGCCCACGGCAAGGGCUUUCAGGAUGCGCAGCAGGUUCCCCGGGAACCAAUGGUUUUCAUCUGCAGCGACUGCCACCCGUGUUUGUACCCAGACACGACCACCUAUCAUGUGGAAACCGCACAUGACUGCGAGCAGGCGUGCUACUUCAGCAGCUCCUGCCGCUACACGGCCUACAAUCCCCGGGAACAGGAGUGCAAUCAGUACACAACGUGUAAGGUGGACAAAACCGGCGAUCUAGAGUACACAAGGAUGCACAAGAGGGACCCAGGUUUUGGUUUCAUCUUGAGUUCUUGGGAACUGUCAUGCAUCUUCACGAAGCUCAGCCAAACUCGGUUUUUACGUUGCUCCGUCAACUUUUUUUUCUGCUGCAUAUUACAGCGCUACUAGUAGUAGUUCUUCAUCUUCCUACAUUCAUAGACGUGCCUCUACGUCUCCCUCUACUGCUCCGCGUGAACUACAACAAAAAACGCACUUUUGCGUUCUACUUCUCAUUCAGGUGUUCUCUCCGACCUGUAUCUGUCCUCGUCCUGCUCCCUCGAGCCGGCGUUCCAGCCCAUGGUGCAAAACUACAAGGCCGGGUGCCCCUCCACGGCGGUGGGCGCUGCGACGUUUAAGUCGAAGAACGACCUCUGGGUCAACGACGAGCAGAUUUUCCGGUCUUCCAAGGGGUACGCAACGGUACCGGCCGAGCUCUACCACGACACGCCCACCGUGCUGAGCAUUCAGACCCUGAUGGACAUCGAGAUGACCGAGGACGACGUCGUUUCCUGCAGCGAACACCACCACUGCCAAGGUUCGGAUAAUUACUCGCUUUUUUUUGUCAUGCAAGUUUUUGCACAGCAGACGCGGCGCGAUGCAGGAGCACCAGAUCCAGAUGCUUGUGCGUUCCCGGCUCGAGCUCCUUCAUCAGGAUGAGAAGUCUAUUUUUUAUUUUUUGAGCAGCUGUUGCUGCAGCAGUUGUAGCUCGUACCAAAGGAUGAAAUGUUCCAAAAACGUCGAAACCCAAACUUCUAUCACAGCCGGUUUCUGGAACCCGAACCAGAAAUGCGCUGGCGGCUUCUGCCGGACCAUUGCGCACACCUACACGGUAGCCUUUCAGGACACGUCUGUCGCCGACUACGACCAGGCCACCACAGACCGGUCGUACGGCGCGCUGUCUCGGGAAACCAUCAUGAUCAAGCCGCCGGAUGCCGCGGAUGUCAUUGCGGACUACGCCCAAGUCAUGCAGGACUACGCGGGCACGGACUACGAAAAGGAAGUGCUGGCCACGGUCCACAACAACAAACCGCUGCAGCCGGUUUGUCAGCACUGCAACAAGAUCUGCGACUACGGGUCGGACUACGAGUGGUUUUUGCGGUCCGAGGGAGCGCUGCCGCGGUUCCAGUGCAUCGAGUCCUGCUACAAGGACCGGAAGUGCGUGGCGGUGAACAUCAACGAAGAGGAGGGGAUUUGCGAUUUAUUCAAAACUUGUCACGAAAAGGACAUGCUGAUGCUUUCCCACACCGACGCUGGCGAGUUGCUGAAGAUGGAGAAGCACCCGGUCUCGGGGGAGCACAAGGUCAUGAUUGGGGGUGUGGAAGUGAAGAAACGGAGCUUGGAGGGGAAGGAGGAAGACGAGGAGGAGAAAGGUAAGUACUAAAGCAUCAAUAUAGAUCUGUUGUUUUAUUUCUGUCGAUUGUUGUGCUAGAUCAUGAAGCGCAGACUUAUACUGGAGACCGCGACGUCAUAAUUGAUAAUUGCAGCGUGGUCCUCUACCUUUUUGCGUCAUAUUGCAGCUUUCAACAGAAGAGCUGCUUCUGCUACGUGCUACACUUUUUCCAAACCCAAGGUAAAAAACCGUCCUCAAAGGAAGAUGCCCAAGAGCACCAACAAGAAAAAGACGACAAAGACGACGAUGAUAAGAAGAAAGAAUCAGACAAGCCGAAAAUCCUUCCCGGCCAGAAGAUCAAGAAUCCGGAGACUGGGAAAACAGAGGUUCUGAAGGUUCCGGAGGAGUUUAAGAUCUCGCCCGGAGUCUUAACCCAGUUCAUGGUAUUCCGGCGGCCCGAGUUGAACUCGCCGCAUUAUGUCGCGCCGGACAAACAUUUACUGGACUUUGGCGGCACAGAGUACGGCACCGUUGAUCUCGUGGGGC
This is a messenger RNA of Amoebophrya sp. A120, 2683 nucleotides long. NCBI's taxonomy places the organism in Eukaryota, Dinophyceae, Syndiniales, Amoebophryaceae. The record is from the annotation of a GenBank genome assembly.